This is a messenger RNA of Diceros bicornis minor, 9315 nucleotides long. RefSeq names its product zinc finger CCHC-type containing 14 (gene ZCCHC14). Gene Ontology annotation, molecular function: nucleic acid binding; zinc ion binding; phosphatidylinositol binding. The transcript has 13 exons. The record is from RefSeq and is a predicted model, not a curated record. The coding region runs from base 37 to 3285 and encodes 1082 amino acids. NCBI's taxonomy places the organism in Eukaryota, Metazoa, Chordata, Mammalia, Perissodactyla, Rhinocerotidae.
CCCGGCCCCGGGCCCCGGCGCGGCGCGGGCGGCAGCAUGGUGGAGAAGCGCUGCCCGCUGCAGAGGGACGGCGUGUACCGCUGGUUCUCGGAGCUGCCGUCGCCGCAGCGCGUGGAGUUCCUGUGCGGCCUGCUGGACCUGUGCAUCCCGCUCGAGCUGCGCUUCCUCGGCUCGUGCCUCGAGGACCUGGCCCGCAAGGACUACCACUCGCUGCGCGACUCGGAGAUCAAGGCCAACAACCCGGCCGACCUGGGCAGCCUCACCAACCUGACGGACGAGGUGGUGCGCAGCAAGCUGCUCGUGUCGCUGGCGCUGCUGGGCUCGGAGCAGCGCGAGGCGGCGGGCGUGCUGUACCGCACGCUCACGCACAUCGACUCCAUCAUCCACAACUACGGGCUGCAGCUCAACGAGGGCCGCACGGGCGAUGAGUUCCUGCUGCUCUUCACCAUGGCCUCCAACCACCCGGCCUUCAGCUUCCACCAGAAGCAGGUGCUGCGCCAGGAGCUCACGCAGAUCCAGAGCAGCCUGAGCGGCGGCGGCGGCAGCGGGGGCCCCGGGGGCAAGAGCGUGCUGCCCACCUGCCCGGCCUGCCACAAGGUCACUCCAAGAACCGAGACCCCCGUCAACAGUGUCAGUAAUAGUUUGGAGAAUGCACUGCACACAUCAGCACAUUCCACUGAGGAGUCGCUGCCCAAGAGGCCUGUAGGAAAACACUCCAAAGUGAGUGUUGAAAAGAUAGACCUGAAGGGAUUAUCACACAAAAAAAAUGAAAGAAAUGUUGAAUGUUCCUUUGAGGUCUUGUGGUCUGAUUCUUCAAUAACAUCAGUAACCAAAUCUUCCUCUGAAGUGACUGAAUUUAUUUCAAAGCUGUCUCAGCUGUACCCGGAAGAAAAUUUGGAGAAAUUCAUUCCUUGCUUAGCUGGCCCAGAUUCGUUUUAUGUAGAGCGAAACCACAUGGAUCUGGAAGCGGACCUGAGGUAUUUGGCUUCAUUACCUUCUCACAUAUUAAAAAAUGACCAUGUUAAGAAAUUUUUCAGCACUUCAUCUCCCACCCAACAGCUUCAAAGUCCAAGUCCUGGCAACCCUGCCCUUUCUAAAGUCGGUACCAUGAUGGGUGUGUCUGGAAGACCUGUGUGUGGAGUGGCUGGCAUCCCGUCCUCUCAGAGCAGCACCCAGCAUCACAUGCAGCACUCGGCCAGCGCAGCUGCCCUGCCCCACUGCUCCCACGCUGGGGGCACGGGCUCGGCGCUGGCCUACCGGACCCAGAUGGACACCUCCCCUGCCAUCUUAAUGCCUUCCAGUCUGCAGACCCCUCAGACACAGGAGCAGAAUGGGAUUUUAGAUUGGCUUAGGAAGCUCCGUUUGCACAAAUACUACCCCGUCUUUAAACAGCUCACAAUGGAGAAGUUUCUGAGCCUUACUGAAGAAGAUCUAAAUAAAUUUGAAUCCCUCACCAUGGGAGCAAAGAAAAAACUGAAGACUCAGCUGGAGCUGGAGAAGGAGAAGUCAGAGAAACGGUGCCUGAACCCCUCAGCCCCAGCCCCGGUCACCAGCAGUGGAGUGGCCCGUGUCCCCCCCACGAGCCACGUGGGGCCCGUGCAGGCUGUGCGAGGCAGCCACGCUGCAGCGCUGCGGGUGGAAGUGGAGCAGUCCCCUCACCAGACGGCCCGGGAAGGCAGCUCCUCAGAGUGCUCUAGCUCCUCCCCCAGCCCGAUGGGGGUGCAGGCGCGGGAAGAGAGCUCGGACAGCGCCGAGGAGAACGAUAGACGUGUGGAGAUGCACUUGGAGGGCUCUGAGAAGGAGAAGCCUGUAAUGCUUCUCAAUCAUUUCACUUCAAGUUCCGCCAGACCCACAGCCCAGGUUCUCCCUGUGCAGAAUGAGGCAGGCUCCAACCCGUCAGGCCACCACCCACUGCCUCCACAGAUGAUGAGCGCAGCCUCGCACAUCGCACCCAUCCGAAUGCUGAAUUCUGUGCACAAAUCGGAAAGGGGAGGCGCGGACAUGAAGCUCCUCUCGUCCUCUAUGCACUCGCUACUGUCUCUAGAAGAAAGGAGUAAAGUCUCCGGACCAAGAAGUGGCAUCAAAGUGGACAAGAGCUUUGGCAACGCCAUGAUGGAUGUGCUACCCGCGGCCGUCCCCCCACAGCCCAUGCAGGUCCUCUCUGGACUUGCUGAGAGCAGUUCUGUGUCUCCCACCGUAUCCUUUGGUCCCCGCGCCAAAGUUGUCCAUGCGUCUGCACUGGACAGGGUAAUGAAGCCAGCCCCGCAGCCGGCCCUGGUGGUGGAGACGAGCACGGCAGCCGCGGGGACGUCGAGCACCGUCUUCCACGUGGCACGGCCACCCAUCAAACUUCUGGUGUCGUCAUCCAUCCCUGCGGAUUCUGCCAUUUCUGGGCAGACUUCCUGUUCUAAUAACGUGCAAAUAAGUGUGCCCCCUGCAAUAAUAAACCCCCGGACUGCUCUGUACACAGCCAACACCAAAGCUGCCUUCUCUGCGAUGAGCAGUGUGCCCGUGGGCCCCCUGCAGGGCAGCUUCUGUGCAAACAGCAACACUGCCUCUUCCAGUAGCCACCCUUCCACAUCCUUUGCAAACAUGGCCACUGUGCCCAGCUGCCCAGCCCCCAGCUCCAGCCCCGCACUCUCCUCGGUCCCUGAAAGCAGUUUCUACAGCAGCAGCAGCGGCGGCGGCUCCCCCGGCAACAUUCCUGCUGCUGCUCAGAACCAUCACCACCACCACCACCAUCAGCAGCAGCCAGCGCCCCAGCAGCCCACGCCUGGCCCGCCGCCCGGCUGCGUCGUGUGCACGUCUUGCGGGUGCAGCGGGAGCUGCGGCUCGAGUGGCCUGACCGUCAGCUACGCCAACUACUUCCAGCACCCGUUCUCGGGGCCAUCCAUGUUCCCCUUCCCCUUCCUGCCCUUCAGCCCCGUGUGCGGCAGCGGCUACGUGGGCACCCAGCAGUACGGCAGCGGCGCCUUCCCGGUCGUGCACUCGCCCUACAGCGGCAGCGUGCCGCCCGAGCCCGUCCUGGGCGGCCAGUCCACAUUCGCCGUCCCACCCAUGCAGAACUUCAUGGCGGGGGCAGCGGGCGUGUACCAGGCCCAGGGGUUGGUGGGCAGUAGCAACGGUUCCAGUCACAAAAAGAGUGGGAAUCUCUCAUGUUACAACUGUGGGGCCACCGGUCACCGCGCUCAGGACUGCAAGCAGCCGUCCAUGGACUUCAAUCGGCAAGGUACUUUUAGGUUGAAAUAUGCCCCUCCAGCAGAAAGUCUGGACUCCACAGAUUGAUAUUUUUCUCUGGCAACAGAACACUAUUAAGCCAUGGAGACAUAAGGAAAAUUAAAUACAAAACUGAGAAGUCUAGUUGCUGUUGAGCUUAAUAUUUUUAAUCCAAAGGUGCUUUACUUUACUAGACUGGAUAGAAAACCUAGUGUAGGAGUGCAACUGUUUUAUUGCCAAAAUCCUAGAUUGGAGCUUGAUGUCAGGACUUGCCGCGGUGGGUCUCUCCGCGGUGGGUCAAACUGGCCACCUCCACCCUUGGCUGCAGCGCAGAGACCUCCCGUCUCCUGAAGAGCAUUGCCGUGAUCAGUCCUUCUAGGCUCACGCGUAAUUCCAGGGCAGCUACGCGAGAGCGGACUCGAGAACCGAAGGUGCGAGUUCUCCAGGUGGAGUGCCAUCAGGCAGACUCUCGACACCCCUGGGUGAGGGAAAAUGUAGCCUUUGUUUUGUUUUUUGUUUUGUUCCUGAAGUGGUUAGGCACUAAUCUCUGGGCUUUUUAAGGAUUGCACUAGCAAAGAAUGUAACCUGACGUCAGUUUAUGCAGCUCGGGGAGACAGACUCCCGAGCCCAGUCGGUGUAGGAGCUCAGAGAGGCUGUUUUUAGAGAGUUGGCACCAGCAGGCUACAUGACUUAGAACACAGCAGAGAUUUCAGUAUUUCCUUCCCUCCUUAAAACACUUGUAGCAGUUUCAGGUUUUUAAUUUUUUUCUGCAAAUAAAUUUAAACUACAUUAUUAAAUAGAAAUAGUUACUCGCAACAACUUAAUUUCCAAGGGUCCAAGUCCCAGAGAAUCCCUAGUUGUCAGAGCUUUGAGAAUACCUUCCUUCCCAGCCCUUCAGGAGCUUUGCGUCCUGUCGUCUUCUACCACGAAGUAAUCUUGCAGAGACAGGGUGACAGCGUGGCCUUUGUGAGUGGGCUCUGAUGGAUGCUGCACAUCCUUAGCACAGUUUGCAAGUUCUUUUAUCUCACACGGACUCCCCAAGGACCCCAAGGCUUCCUGCUAACGGAUCCACACUUGAGACAGACAUUUCAACAAUAAUACAGCCCUAUAAUUUGUGAGCAAAAGAUUUGAGAUUUUCUCCUGUCAGCUGCUUUUGCAUUAGGCUGUGUAUUGAUAGUUCCAUUAAAAAUUACCUGGACAACAACAAUAGAAAGUGGUAAGACUCUGAAAGAGACCACACCAACAGGACAGAGCUACAGAUCUGCAGAAGUCUAGUCUGUCAAGGUGGGAAAUACAGUCCUCACUACGCCGCUCUCAGCUUCACCUCGUUGCGAAGAGAGCGUUUUGGUCUGAAAUUUAGGGACUUAAAUCUUCAAGGCUAAAGGGAAUUUUCUGCUCAAAUAAUAAUAAUAAUUUAAAUGCUAAAGGCUUCAAUAUUAAAAUAUUGAUUGGUAAGGCCUUGCCCAGGGAUUUUCCAGUUGAAUAUUUAUUUAAAAAAAGAAAAUCACAAUAUUCAGACCAUUCUUAAAAUGGGACAAUCAGCCUCAUGCAAAAUUGGUGUGAAUCAAAAACACUACCCUCAAAUUGGAGGCACUGUGAUGCGAGGCUUCACAUUGUGAGAUCAGUUUCCUGGCUUCACGGAAACUAAAGCAGAAAGUUGUUACAUUUUUUUAUGAAAGGCUUUUAGAAUUUCUUAGAGUUUUAUUUUAGUAGAGUUUUAUUUCUAUGCAAUGCAGAAUUGACAGACCUCUGUAUUCUCUCUUCCUGGUACACAGUAUUACAGUUUUGAAGCAAUGGUGAUGCUUACAACAGCUUUUUUGGGGAAUGUUAUAUCGAUCUCUUAAAUUAUAAACACUACAAAAUGUCAAAAUAAUGAGAACUGACACAACUUUGCCUUAAAGAGUACUAGACUGGAACUUGUCAUAUUAUGUUAAAGGAAGGCUUAGAGUGUUCAUUGAUGUUUACGAUUUUAAUAUUUCUGAAGGCCGUUACAGUGGCCUGGAUAUGUGCUGAAAGCCAAACUUUUAAAUUUUUUGGUUUUUUAAACAAAGACAUAUUUUAAAUAAAUCCUAUUUCAACACAGUGAAAUUGUUGAAAACUGUCUCAUAACAAAAGAAAAAAAUCAUUUAGGUUUUUUGUUUUAGUGGUCAGUAUCGGGGAAUGAAAGCAUCUGUUGUUACCCUUAUAAAUAUUUUGAUAACUACUAGAGGUUAGCAUUACAUACAACAAAAAAUGAAAACAAAAACCUCGAUUUGAAGUAUGACAUUCAAAUUGAGUUAUACAAGUUCAGACAUCAUGUGGCUGUGUUCCAGUCAACAAAGGUCUUAGAAAAAUUCCCAGACGUCUUUGAAAGUGCGUGUGCGGUGUGAUGUCUCCAAGGAGGCCCUUCCAAGUGGAGAAGUGUGAAGGGUGAAUGUGAGACACACAGGACACACAGCAUUCGGCGGCCGGCCUGUGGGAUCUCUUCCCAAGGGAGUCCUGUGCUGGACUGGGUAUGUCUGCUAGCAGUGUUCUCUGGGGAAUUUCUCUCGCACAGCAGCCACAGUCAGUAAGCCUGAAGAGCAGUUUGUGUGUCCUCAGAGGACAUCCUCAGCAGUUGGAAACAGGUCAGACUGACCCUUUCAAAAGCUAUUUAGUCAUUUUCCUGAAAUUGUGGGCUCAGUUUCCAAAUGAUGUGGCAACCAGGUAGGUGUGGCACCAGCCACUUUGCUUUGUGUAGUCUGUCAUAAAGUUUCUCACCCAAGAAUGGAGACAGUGGAAUGUACAGAUCGAAGUAGAUUACAAUGUUAAGAUAAAACUACUAUUUAAUCUUUUGUAUUUUAAGCAAAACACUCAAUUUUCUACCUUAUUUUCUAAUUUUUAUUUCACGGCAAUAUUGAAAAUUGGAAAGCGUUUAAACGUUAAAACUCCUAAUUGCUAAAGAGCACUGAGGAAAUGGGAGCUAGCACUUAUAAUGAAAAUAAAGAUAAAAUCAUUUUCUUGAAAGCAAAUAUGUGAUUGGGUAAUUAAAAAAACCAGCAUCAUCUAUAAUCUCCAAAAGAUUACAGGAGUCAGCUUGUUAAUAUAGUAGUUAGUAGGUUCAGUAUUUUAAUUCACUGUUUAGAAUUCUAGGUCCUUUAUCGCAAGAAGUCAACAUAGUUAGUUUACACUACACUGUAUGGAGGCGCAGGAGCAGUGGGAGUAACUUCGCCUGACGGCAUACAGCUGUGAUGUGUUUCCUGUUUGGGCACAGGCUGACCGAGGCUCUCACUCGUCCACUCACUCCAGUGUUGCUGGUAUGCACUUGCUGCGCGGGAAUUGGGUUGCACCCUCCUCACUCCCUGUCAUUUUGUCACUCUUCCUGCUUCCAUGGUGGUUUAUUUGAUGCCUUGCUAGUUAUACAUACUGAUAACUGAUGGUAUUAGAUGUAGAGUCUUAAAGGUCAUAAGGGAAACCAUGUCCCUGCCUCAGCUGGACCGCCCAUCCCAGAGGAUGGGCCUGAAACCUGAGCGGGUUAGCCGUCCUUUCCAAAGUGCAGGUGACUCCCCAAGAAUGAGUCAGGUGACAUUUAAAGCCAUGGGGUUCUGAAGAGGCUCAAUUAUUGAAAAGUCCUGAGGUUGUGAAAGUAUUUUUAAUCAACACUCACAAAACUACAUACUGUGCUGGUUGAGGCCAAAGGUCAACGUUACUAUACUGUUGAUGGAGGGAGGGGAGUGCCGUUCGUGGGUCCCGGGUAUUGUACCAGCCCCUCACGUGCUGGGUUCUUACAUGCACAAAGACAAGGCUUUGGUACCGAAACUGAAGACCUCGUGUACUCAAGAAUCUUCACAGCUUCUAUUGGACAUAUUUUCUUUUUAGGAAUGAAGGAAAAUCCUCCCAUUUUUGAGCCAUUCUUUUAUGUCAAUUCUACAAAAUUGCAUGUAACUUUAUAAAUAUUUUUAAAAGAUAUAGUUUUGUAAAUAUUUAAUAUUCUGCUAAUUUGAUUUUGAAUUGUAAAUGUCAAGUAUUCUGUUUUUGGGAUUUUUAUGUUUUAUUAUACUUUGUUAAAAGGAAAAAUUGUACAUUUUUAGAAUGUUUUUAUGAGUAAAUUUAAUGUACUGAAAAUAAAAAUUAAAAAAAAAACUGUUUCAUUUUAUUGGGUCUUGGUCUCAUAGAAGAUGAAGCACACAUCUUUUCAAAUAAAUUGCAGUUCUUGCUCUCCAAACUAGGGCGUCAGUCCUUUCUGCCCUCUUCCCAGCUUUCCAAAUGGGAUACCUGGUCUUAGAAAAUGGAUUUAUCAAGUUUCCCAGGUUUUUAAAAAAUGUCCUUGCUAUGAACAGAAAUGUGAAUUCUUGACUUGAUGUUUAAUGAUGUUUUGUGGAGCUGUAGACUCCAUAAAAAAAUCAAGGUUGCCAUUAAUAGAUCUCAAGUAUCUUUUGAGUGUUUCCUAAUAUGUGGUGAAUGUGGUAUGAACGUGCCCUUGCCUCUAAAGCUACAAUUUGGCUCUGGGGAUUUGGGACGGUGGCAGUCUACUGAGCAUGUGCUCGCUGAGGACUGCGGUGUUCUCCUGAACAGGGCCAGGCACCAGAGGGAGGAUUGUGGCACCUUUUCCCUAGCAGAGAUCCCAAAGACCUCUGGGUCUUGUCAGGUCUGUGGUUACAUAGAGGAAAAAAAACAUGCAUGCGUGCACACAUAAGCACACAGUUCCAGGCAUGGUUAGGGCUCCUGCCAGGUAAAUGACAGCAGGAGACACAGCUGGCCCUUCCUGGCACCCGUUAGCAGCACCUCUGACGGGGAGAGCCUUGUUCUGUGUGGGGUCACUUCCAGGGCCUCUUGGUUGUCGAGGGAACCAUGCAGGCCAGGCCUCUAAAGAUGGGGGACAUGUGCACAUCUGAGCAGUGAACUCAGGGAAGCAGAGCAUUUCCUUAGCUCAUUUCUUGUGUUUUUUUUUUUUUCUUGGUGUGGAAGAUUGGCUCUGAGCUAACAUCUGUUGCCAAUCCUCGUCUUUUUGCUUCAGGCAGAUUGUCGCUGAGCUAACAUCUGUGCCCAUCUUCCUCUAUUUUGUAUGUGGGAUGCCUCCACAGCAUGGCUCAAUGAGCAGUGCAUAGGUCCACCCCUGGGAUCCAAACCCACGAACCCUGAACCACUGAAGCAGAGCACACAAACUUAACCACUAAGCCACCAGCCAGCCCCUCGUUCCCUGUAUUCUUCCACAAACAUUUAAGGGCCAACUUCAAUUUGAGUUGGGUCCAGUGUUUUCCGACGAGUAACGCAGCUCCCCACUGGGUCCUCCUGUGAGGGCCCAUAAACCACAUAGUGCCUUCUUGACCACACACAAUAUUUUGUUUUACUUUGUUGUUCAUUUAGAGUGGUAGGUUUUCAAGUGUUUAUUCAUUCCCACAAAACACCUAGCUCCCACAUCCAUCCUCAUUCUUUGGUGGCGUGUCUGUAAGUUCUCAAGGUUUUAGUUGUAUACAGACAAGACUAGGUGGCAGGACCUUGACCAAGGGGAGGAAAGUGCCCGUGACAAGGCAGAGACCUGAGCUGCGUGUCUCUCCACCCAACUGCUCCCCCAGCACAACAAAAGCAGCCUCAACGCUCCGUGUUAGGAAGGAGAUGACCUACUUGGCUUUGGAUAGUACAGACAGUAUGCAGGAUUCCAAGUUUCAAACACUGAUCCAUUAAAUUGAGCUUUGAUGACAGUUUUUAGUUGUGCCUUUAUUCACCUUAGUUCGUUAAAAAUGUACUUGUUUUAAAGAUCCUAUAAAUAGAGUGAUCACCCACUAAUGUGGGAUGUAAGUCACCCCUCUCACCACGGUAUUUUUGUUUUUUUAAAAAGCAGAAUUUCUUACAGGAAUCUUACUGAUCACAGUAGUUACAAGAAUGUCAGAUAUAAUGCUGUAUACAAUCUAAACGAGACAAGCUGAUUAAGAAUUUACAUAAUGUAAAAAUAUACAUAUUAAAAGUUGGCCAUGUGGACAGAUGCAUGCAGUGGGAAGAGUAGCUGACGGGAGGUUGGGGGUUGAGGGCCCAUAUGCAGUAACAUUGCUUUCCCCUCCAUUACAGAAAACACCUUCACCAACAGAUACAGGCAUUCCACACAUCUAAAUACACAAGGGUAAGUCGUGACCUGCCACAUUA